Gilbertella persicaria is the source of this 1500-nucleotide messenger RNA. RefSeq lists its product as uncharacterized. The transcript has 4 exons. Bases 1 to 1500 code for a protein of 499 amino acids. The record is from RefSeq and is a predicted model, not a curated record. Lineage: Eukaryota; Fungi; Mucoromycota; Mucoromycetes; Mucorales; Choanephoraceae.
AUGUUGUUAUCAAAGAGCAAUCUAGAAACAUUACGACAAGAGCAAGAGAACGGUCCUCAAGAGUCUAAGCUUGAUAGAAUCAUUGCUUAUAUCAAUGACCAAAGCGAACAAUUUCCAUAUAAUGGAUUACCUAAUAGCCAAACCAAUGUCUCUAUUCCAGAGUCUUGCAAAAGUGAUGACAAAUAUAGUUAUGCCAUUUCUGCUUCUAUUAGCGAUAUCAUUCGACGUAAAUGCGCUCAGCCAACCGUUGAUUCUCCUGUAUCGCAAAUGAAAGAAAUGAAGAAGAGACUGUACACACAAUCUUCUUCUAAUCAUGGUCAUAAGAGAGUCAAACAAUCUUCAAAAGAAGAACAUGCUGGCGCGACAACACUUCCUAUAUCAAAAUCAAAUGGGUUUCACCUACUACAGAAAUUUGUUUCACCGAAUUUAGAAAUCGACAGAAUUACAAUGAAAUCAAAUCAUCAUCAUUCACAACCAAAGAUUGGCUUGUUCAAUAAAGGCAAAUCAUCAGCUCAUGGGAAAUCAGUUCCUGAAUUAGUGUUUUCAGAAGAAAAGUUCUUGAAGAAACAAUACGAAUCACUCAAGCCAAUGUCCAAAGCAUAUGAAGUUGAAAGCCAUGUAUCUCGCCAUCCUUCUAUCUCCAAAUACUUUCAAAAGAACCCUUUAACAAGCAUACAAUCAUCCCGUAUGUCUAAUUAUACACAAUCUCAUUUUCAAAAGCCUUCUCCAUCUCACACAGUGCCACAUAAUACCUCAUUCUCUACCACUGCAAGUCCUGCUUAUCAAAACCCAGCUUUAUCUUCUAGACUUUCUAGUAGUGUUUACUUUUCUGUUACAUCACAUCGCCCUCGAUAUAUUCAAGAUAUAUUUGCUAAACAACAAAUGCCAUCUGCAGUUAUUAAUGGACACAGACCAUCACAAAUACUGGAAAAUCGUACACAACCAGAGAACAAUGACAAACAUACAAGUCUUUCAUCUUGUAUUACUAUUCAAAACCUCUUUAAAGAAUGUCGAAACACACCUUCAUUUGAAUUGAAGCACAAUAACUAUCAUGGCAUUCAGCAAACCCCAACCUACGCUCGUGUAAGGACACCCAACUUGAGCAGUGUAUCGCCUUCUGCUAUAUCUUGUUUGCAUGAAGUCACACCAGAAUCACCUAGGAUGAAUUCCUCCUGCUAUCGUCAGACUAGUGCCUCCCCGUCAGAAAACUCUAGUCUUUAUAUAUACUGUCAGAAUCCUUCUCUCAAGAAGCCAAAAUACCAAAAGAAUAAGCCAGAUCAAUCCGAUCCUGAAAUGAGAAACAAGCAACAUAAAAAGCCCUUAGACCUUAACUGGCAAUUAGAAGAUUCUAUUCUCUCUUUCGAUUCCAAUGAAGAACAGGAUGAUUUUAACGCCAUCAUGAAUUCGCCAGCAGUUCAUUUACUAGACAAAACAAUUCAACAAAGUGAUGACAACAUACAAAAAUUCUUGCAAACACGAUCCUAUAAAAGAAGAUUAUAG